Molecule: messenger RNA, 1730 nt
Organism: Crotalus tigris (Tiger rattlesnake)
Lineage: Eukaryota; Metazoa; Chordata; Lepidosauria; Squamata; Viperidae
Gene: RGR
Product: retinal G protein coupled receptor
Exons: 7
Coding region: 129-1019 (296 amino acids)
Biological process (GO): phototransduction; G protein-coupled receptor signaling pathway; visual perception
Cellular component (GO): membrane
Molecular function (GO): G protein-coupled receptor activity
Source: RefSeq, a predicted model, not a curated record
GAUUUGUAGGUGACUGGGCAGAAGAAAGAAAAUUCAGGACAAAGAAUUGACCAGGGCAGACAGCUGGAACAGUUGGAAAAUCCAGACAUUGGGGGAGGCUGGGGGCCUUUGCCUUUUUCAUUGCAAACAUGGUUAAUUCGGCAUAUCCUAUUCCUGGUGGUUUCACCGAAAUUGAAGUCUUCGCCAUUGGCACAAUCCUGCUGGUUGAAGCUUUGUUUGGGUUCUCCCUGAAUGUGUUGACCAUCGUUGCAUUCUGGAAGGUCAAGGAGAUUCAAACACCUGGCAACUUUCUGAUAUUCAACCUCGCCUUGUCUGAUUGUGGCAUUUGCAUCAAUGCUUUCAUCGCUGCUUUCUCUAGUUUCUUAAGAUAUUGGCCCUAUGGCUCUGACGGCUGCCAAAUUCAUGGGUUUCAAGGAUUUUUAACGGCCCUAACAAGCAUUAACUGUGCAGCUGCAAUUGCGUGGGACCGAUACCAUCAGUAUUGCUCCAGACGAAAAUUGCAGUGGAAUUCUGUGUUCUUCAUGGGACUGUUUGCCUGGUGUUUUGCUGGCUUUUGGUCCGCAAUGCCCCUUUUGGGAUGGGGGGCAUAUGAUUAUGAGCCUCUGAGGACCUGUUGCACUUUGGACUAUACCAAAGGAGAUAGGAAUUACAUCACAUUUCUGAUUCCUCUGGUGCUAUUCAAUUUUGUGAUCCCGAUUUUCAUCAUAUUAAUGUCCUAUCAAUCCAUUGAUAGCAAAUUCAGGAAAACAGCCCAGCUGAAGUUUAACACUGGUUUACCAGUGAAAUCUUUGGUCUUUUGCUGGGGUCCGUACUCACUUUUAAGUAUGUAUGCUGCAGUUGAAAACGUGGCACUCGUUUCGCCCAAAAUCCUAAUGAUUCCUGCUCUUGUUGCCAAGACUUCACCAACCGUGAAUGCCCUCAUUUACGCCUUGGGGAAUGAGAACUACCGAGGAGGGCUGUGGCAGUUUCUCACAGGAGAAAAAAUGGAGAAACCCAAAACUGAUGACAAAAUUAACUAAUUCAUGUUCCGCACAUGGAUUGGAGGUGUGGAGGUCAGGCCCGACCUUCAAAAUGUCACCUGUGACAAAGAGAGCUGGACGCCUCAACAUCCCAAGGAGAGCCAGAAUUGGCUCCUGCUCCCUCUGGUCUAUCAAAUACGGACAUCUCACUACAUAAUGUGUCAUGUGAUCCUUCAUUGAGAACCCCCCAAUACAGGUAGUCCUCAACGUACGACCACAAUUGAGCCCAAAAUAUCCGCCGCUAAAUGAGAUACUUGUUAAGUGAAUUUUGCCCCAUUGUAUGGCCUUUCUCACCACACUGCAGCUGUUCAGUUAGCAUCACACUUGUUACGUGAAUUCUGGCUUCCCCACUAACUUGGCUUGACAGAAGGUCAAAGGGGAACACACGACCCUGUGCAAUGUGGGUCGGUCUGGAAAAUGACCCUCAGUCGCUUUUUUUUCAUGUAACUUCAUUGUAACUUCCCACUAUCACCAAGUGGGCUGUUGUCAGGACCAGCGGUCGCUUGGCACCACAAACAAGGGCAACCUCACCAAAACAGGAUCCACAAACAGGCCACCCACAUUUUCCCCAUUGUCUGCUACGUUGUUAAAAGAGUUGCGUGGUGCAGAUGCUCCUUCCGGCGCUUGUCACUCAACCUGUAUGUCACCACCCUCUGCAGCUGCCUUUCCGUCCAUCUGUCGCUGCAAAUAAAUGGCAACCUGUCAACAGUC